Lepisosteus oculatus (spotted gar) is the source of this 4716-nucleotide messenger RNA. It is a transcript of the gene me3, whose product is annotated as malic enzyme 3, NADP(+)-dependent, mitochondrial. Gene Ontology annotation, molecular function: NAD binding; malate dehydrogenase (decarboxylating) (NADP+) activity. Gene Ontology annotation, cellular component: mitochondrion. Lineage: Eukaryota; Metazoa; Chordata; Actinopteri; Semionotiformes; Lepisosteidae. Gene Ontology annotation, biological process: pyruvate metabolic process; malate metabolic process. The record is from RefSeq and is a predicted model, not a curated record.
UCCGUGCAGAGCGGGUCACCUCGGAUAAAAACAAAACAGGAAUGAAAAUGCUUCUUUGCCUCGCCGUCUCGAAAAGGCAAGAAGCUGGGCAUCCUGACGCACACGCGGUGUACCGCCCCCGCCCCCAUCACCGCACAUGAACCGGAGCGCGCAGAAAGGGAAACACCUCUAGCUCUUCCGGAAUCUCCGGGAAGCAGCGCCGCUCCUGUGCUCGGCGCUGUCCCGUCAGGGGCUGGGGACCCACCGUGCCUUCUCUGCUCCUAAGCCCAUUGGGGGACUCGGAGAGAGGGGGCGGGUGCUGAGGCGGAGCGAGGAAGGGGAGAGUGUGUGUCAAUGUCACAGGAGGAAACAGCACCAGCAUCAGCUAUUUGUGCAGAUUACAGAGCGCCCAGAGAUAAACACAAGCACUUCAAGAAGUCAGUGACGACCACACACACGCACACCUAAGUUCAGUUCAGCCAAAGGACAUCGGAGGACGAUUUAAGGAGAUAUGAAUGCGCUGUCAAGCAAGAGCGUGCCGCUGUGCAGAAGUGCCACAAGCAGCCUCCUGAAAAUCCUCACCUGCAGCCCAGGUGUGCCUCCAGCAGGUGCCCCGGGCCGGCCGGGCUUGGCAGCGGGGAGGGUCUGUCACUCGGGAGCGGGACACUCCAACAACCCCAGACAGGUGGCCACUAAGAAGAGGGGUUAUGACAUUACCAGGAACCCCCACCUCAAUAAGGGCAUGGCCUUCACCCUGGAGGAGAGACUGCAGCUGGGCAUCCACGGUCUGCUGCCCCCCUGCUUCCUCACCCAGGACGUGCAGGUCCUCCGCGUCAUGAAGAGCUACGAGAUGCGCAGCGACCCCCUUGACAAGUACAUCCUGCUGAUGACACUCCAGGACAGGAACGAGAAGCUGUUCUACCGCCUCCUGACCUCUGACAUCGAGGAGUUCAUGCCCAUCGUGUACACCCCCACCGUGGGGCUGGCCUGCCAGCAGUAUGGCCUGGCCUUCCGAAGACCACGAGGGCUUUUUAUCACCAUUCAUGAUAGAGGGCACAUUGCAACCAUGCUGAACUCCUGGCCCGAAGACAACAUCAAGGCCAUCGUGGUGACGGACGGCGAGCGCAUCCUGGGCCUGGGAGACUUGGGGAGCUACGGCAUGGGCAUCCCCGUGGGCAAGCUGGCCCUGUACACGGCCUGUGGGGGGGUGCCGCCGCAGCAGUGCCUGCCAGUGCUGCUGGACGUGGGCACUGACAACCAGGCUCUUUUAGACGACCCUCUGUAUAUUGGACUGAAGCACAAGAGAGUGAGAGGGAAGGAGUAUGAUGAUCUAAUUGACGAGUUCAUGCAGGCAGUGACAGAUAAGUAUGGGAUGAACUGCUUAAUCCAGUUUGAGGAUUUCGCCAACGCAAAUGCCUUCCGCAUCCUGAACAAGUACCGCAACAGGUACUGCACUUUCAACGAUGACAUCCAAGGAACAGCCUCUGUUGCUGUGGCUGGCCUCCUUACUGCCUUGAAGAUCACCAAGAAUAAGCUUUCUGACCACAAAUUUGUCUUCCAGGGGGCUGGAGAGGCUGCCAUGGGGAUUGCCCACCUGAUUAUCAUGGCAAUGGCCAAGGAAGGGAUUUCCCACGCUGAGGCUGUCAAGAAGAUCUGGAUGGUGGACUCCAAAGGGCUGAUUGUCAAGGGCAGAGGACACCUGAACCAUGAGAAGGAGGAGUUUGCCCAAGAUCACCCCCAUGUGAAAACGCUGGAGGAGGUGGUGCAGACCGUCAAGCCCACAGCCGUCAUAGGCGUUGCUGCCAUCGGAGGGGCGUUCACAGAGAAGAUCAUUAAGGACAUGGCCUCUUUCAACGAGAGGCCCAUAAUAUUUGCCUUGAGCAACCCCACCAGCAAAGCCGAGUGCACGGCCGAGCAGUGCUAUCGCCUGACGGAGGGCCGUGGGAUCUUCGCCAGCGGCAGCCCUUUCGAUAAGGUGACGCUGCCCAAUGGGCGGACCUUCUUCCCUGGCCAGGGCAACAACGCCUAUGUGUUUCCCGGGGUGGCGCUGGGCGUGAUAGCCUGCGGAGUGCGCCACAUCUCCGACGACAUCUUCCUCACCACUGCUGAGGCCAUAUCUGAGAUGGUGACUGAGGAGCACCUGGCUGAAGGCAGACUGUACCCUCCUCUCAGCACAAUUCGGGAGGUGUCCUUCAAAAUCGCUGUUAAGAUUGUGGACUACGCCUACAAGAAAGACAUCGCUUCCUGGUACCCAGAGCCUAAAGACAAAGCAGCUUUCGUCCGUUCCCUCAUCUACAGCCCGGACUACGAUUCCUUCACCUUGGACACCUACACGUGGCCCAAGGAGGCUGUGCAAGUCCAGGAUGUCUAAGUGUUUAAGGCAGAGCAGUGCGUAGGAAAAUGCUCAAGUUACUCCCACAGCCCUGAAUCCUACAACCUAUAAGAAUAGCCUUGACUCUCGCUUCUUCAAGUUAGCUCAAGAGGCAGCAAAAUCAAUGCCACUUUUCAAGCAGCUGCAGCUUAUAAUAUAUUUGUUUAAUCCAUAUUGAUAUUCUUUUUAAGAUCAUCCGUAACCUUAUGAAGCAAACUCUGAGCCCACAGACAGUAUCUGUGGGGCUUAUGAUGACAAGUAUUUGAUUUAUUACUCUUUGAAACAGAAGUAUUACGCUGUCCCUGCUUGGGAUCAGCAUAAAAUUGAACAUGUCUACCCUCAGCUAACUACAGCUCUGACACUCCCCUUGACUGUUUAUAGCCGGUAGCUCCUGGGAGAGAAAUACAAUUCCCUGACUCUCAUUUGUAGUAAUACAUCUUAUUUUUAUGCUGCCUUGAGACAAGAGUGCAUUUGUGUGCAGAGUCAUUUACAAGACUGUAUUAACUAAGAGGCCUUUAACCCAAAGAACUGACAGCUCUGGUCCAGAGAACUGAGUCUCUGAUAUCUACUAGAAUACUGUGGAGUGGUUUUUCCUGUUGCUAGACAAACCCUUUGACAUUGGGUUACAGUUUCUCUAUCUUCAUUGCUCUACAUUUCCUUCCUAAGAUCAGUUAUUCAGUACCAAUGUGCAUCUUUGGACGACAUAUAACACCCCACUCAAUCACACACACAAACCCAACCAUACACUUCUCAACACAAUAAGUUAUGGACCUCUUACUAAUAUUGAAAAGGGAUAAGUGUGCUUUUUCUACAAUUUGUGUGCCUGGGACAAACAUGUUUGUGUUCUGCAACAUCUAAAUGCUGCAGCAAAGUCUGUCUCAUUGUAAGCUUGACUUGUUUCUUGGUCAUUGCCCUGUUUUGUAAGGUUUUUAGAGGAAAAUACUGCCAUGCAGUAAUGCAGGUAUUUGUAGUUAUUAUGAUGGUUCUGGGAUUCAUGGGUGGGGUUUUCUUUGAUGGCUGAGGACAUAUGUCAGACCAGAUUGUUUAGGGCUAUAACUCAGUUGUCCUUUGUGUUUCUCUGGCCUUGGUGCUGGGUUCUUCAGUUUUCUUUUUUAUACAAACCCUGGUAAAAAGAAGUAUAAAAUGCAUACUCAUCUAUGCUCUCCCCAAGUAUGCAUUGGGUGGUUUAGGGAAGUAGGUAAGUCCCUACUUGAGCCUAGAGGUUCACAGAUCUAGAGCUUGUCCCCUUUACUGUAGCAUGAAGUGAACUGCGACCAGUUCUGCAGGCCUGCUAGUCCAUUGCAGGGUUGCUAUUAGCAACGCUGGUUAACUCUAUAAAGAUGUGUGACAUGAACCAACACAAAGUACCAUGCUCAUGGGUACGACAGCAGUGUCUGCAAUGGCGGCUAAAUGCUAAGCUGGUGCUGUAACAAGUGGAAACAGGCACUACCUUUACCGUUUUUGUUUUAAUAUCAUCAAUAAUUUCACAGCAGUGUACAGAUCCCUUCUUCCACGAAAAGGUGGAAGUGUUCAAAAUGCAACGUGGAAUAAUGCAAAAACAGGCUGUCAUUCAUGGAAAUGGUAUAGCGUAUAUAUAUAAUAUAUAUAUAUAGUUCGCUAUCUCCAGUGCUAAACAUAUCAACAUAAUGGAAUAGGAUUGGAGGCUUUGAAACACAGUAAAUGAAGAUGGGUAUCUAUUGGUCUGUCAAAUGAUGACAGAACCUAUGGCUUUUUAAGAUUUAACACCUCAUUCUCAUCGACAGACGGAUGUUUAUCAUUAAUCACAAAGCCAUUAUGCUGUAAUGCAUUAGUUUUAUACUGUAUGUUUAUUGGUGCAAUAUUACUUUAAGCCAGUUGUUUCCCUUCAGUGCUUUGUAUAUCUAGAAACCUAAGCGCACAGUCCUGAACUGGCAAGUGGAGUAUUUGAAGUUCUUAUGCUGUAUAUUAGUUUUCAGAAAAAAAAUCGUCAUUAUUGUUCCUAUUGAUCUUGUACAGCGACUACCAUUGAAAUCUUCAGUCUUGUGCCGCAGUCCAGAGCACUCUCAGGGACUUCAGUGAUAACACCUACAAAGAACCCAGUUCUGUCCAUAGUGAUCAUAUGUUUUCUAAUGCAUUGCACAACAAUUGUAAAGGAGAGGUGACUUUAUUGAGACUGAAGACAUUCACAAAGCUACUUCAUUUUUUGUGAAACAAUUAGAAAUGUUCUUAUGACAUUUAUUUUGACUGUUCCUUCAUUGACAUUUGCAUUGCCUCCAAUAUGUUAUAUCAUUGAUGGGUUUAUUGAUGUUGUUCUCAUGGUCAUUGCAGAAUUCCAGUGAGUUAUAAAAGCCAGUUUUAAAUAAAUUCUAAGGGUUACAAAAACUGAA